Molecule: messenger RNA, 1010 nt
Organism: Zychaea mexicana
Lineage: Eukaryota; Fungi; Mucoromycota; Mucoromycetes; Mucorales; Lichtheimiaceae
Exons: 5
Coding region: 41-841 (266 amino acids)
Molecular function (GO): ubiquitin binding; serine-type endopeptidase activity
Source: RefSeq, a predicted model, not a curated record
UCUUUUCUACCUUUUGCCAAUUACAACGAAAAGUGACACUAUGGACAGCUCAGGUCCAUCAGGCUUUCGCAAUGCCCCGGUGACAAAAUUCCUGGUUCAGAUUAUAAGCGGCUGCUCGCUUGCAGUAACAUUGCUUCAUGGUCGCUCUUCACCAGCACUACGUUAUCCUCUAUGGCGAGGGCUAAGUUCUGUAUUGGCAUUUCCAGCACUUGGUCCAGGUGUUGUUGGUACCUUUCUAAUUUACCGAAUGCGAGUCAUUGAGCGUUUUUAUGGCAGCCCGAAAUAUGCUGCAUAUCUCUUUUUCUCGAUGAUGACUUCACUCAUAUUUCAAGUUGGAUUCAAGUCGUAUAGCGGACCUCACGCGUUGGUGUUUGCCAUGCUAUAUCAAUACCAUCAUAUCGUGCCUGUCACUUCACGCUUCCCUGUGGCAGCAGGUGUAGUGUUGACUGACAAGAUGUAUGUGUACAUGGCGGCGCUUCAACUGCUGCUUUCGCCUACAACGAUCGCUCCAAGUUUGUGUGGAUUGGUUGCUGGUAUGAUGUACCACACAAACGUGGCGGAUAUUCAACGGUGGCGCUUUCCUCAGUGGAUGUUCCCAAAAAGACCACCACCCACUGCGACCCCGAGUGUUCCCGUUUCUCCGCGUCAUCAGCGCCGCCCUGGUCAGCAGCGGCAGCAGCAGCAACAACAGCCGGUCGUAUCUGAAGAUAAUGUAAAUGCAGUUGCCAGCAUGUUUCCUGACCACUCACGCGACGCGGUGACGAGUGCACUAGUUGCAGCACGCAACGACAUGAACCAAGCUGCCGAGAUCUUAUUGACCACUUCAUCACAACAAUCAUAGUAGCAACAACUCCAACAACGACAAUAAUGUCCAUUCCUCCUUUCUCUACGGCACCCGUUUAAAAGAGAUUUAGCAUAACCUACACACCAGCCGGUCAUAUAUCCGUUGUAAAAUGAUAAAUAUAUAUAUCGGGAUGAGUUUAUAAACAUAUAAAGUGAAUAAAAUAAGG